AUGUUUACAUCAGCAUCUCAGCGUCUCUACAAUGCCACGAAGCAGCACGUCUACUGGGGGCACAUCAAGAUUCUGGUCCCGAACACCUGGUCCAUCCAGAGCCAGUACCAGUUUGCUAGGACCGAAAACUCACAGUCUGCAAACAUUCUCGUGCAUAGCCGUACAGAUGACGAACCGUUUGUCGAAAAUUUCGUAGGUUGUGGGACCGAAGGAACUCUGAUGCACUUGACACCGGCCUAUAUUCUAGAUAUGCAGUACCGAGAAAAAAUGUUUGGCAACACAGAUAGCGUCUUAGUCCGAAACUGGGGGUAUUACCGCUGGGGAUUGUUUAAAGAACACUAUGACGGAAAAGAAGGCGGUAAACCGUUUUACAGCACACCCGGUGGGACAGAGGGAACCCGCUGCUCUCUCCAGAUCAAAGGGAAUCUUUUGUUGCCUGAUGGAACUACUUGCCAGUUUAAUGAAAACCAGAGUGGUGAUAAUCGCAAAUGCCGCUUCGUUCCUGAUACUGAAGGACAGACGGCUACAGGUUCACUGCUGUUCGCAACCAGAGAUGCUCACAUACAAUCGAUAGAGCAGUUCUGUGAUGACGAUGAAUCAGACCCGGCUAGCCUCCACAACCCCCUAGCUGACAAUCUCAUGAACAUCAAAUGCGGUGAACGCAGUGCAUGGUCGGUAAUGAGGGAUCAUACAGACUUCCCUGUGGAUGCCCCACCGGUCUCUUACACCACUCCUGUAUUUGAGGUCCUCCAGCUCUCGUCAGUCAGAAGUGUAGUACUCGUCCUCGACAUCAGUGGUAGUAUGGGUGGGAACCGAUUUGACCGAAUGGUCGCGUCAUCUGCUGAUUACAUCAUGAGUGUAAUUCCCUCAGACAGCAAGCUCGGAAUCGUAGUCUUCCAAUCGUAUUCAGAAAUCAGAGCAAAUCUUACGGAUAUUACCGAUACUGCUUCACGUGAAAGACUCGUCGAUGCUUUACCACCAUCAGCGGGUGGUAGCACGUGUAUCGGAUGCGGGAUAUUGUCAGGCAUUCAGGUACUUGGAUCAUACGCACAAGGAGGAUACAUCUUACUCCUCAGCGAUGGCCAAGAGGGUGGACCUAUAUAUAUCAGAGACACAUAUGACGACGUAGAGAACUCAGGAAUCUACAGUUCAGUGGUCAUUAUCGAACCUAAUCCUGGCUUCUCCAUUAUUCCGGUGGUUAUUGACGCCGCACUGGGCAACGAAACGGUGAUCACAGUGACCUGGGCGGCGAGUAAUUCUAUAUCAAUCGUUCUUACUGGGCCAGACGGUACUCAAGUUGACGAUAGCGAUCCUCGCUAUCACAUUGAUACGAUCAACAAGAUUGUGACGAUCAACUUACCCCUGGCGCAGGCUGGUUUGUGGAAUGUAACCAUCAACGUCAUACAGCUAGGCGUCGAGUAUGCUAGUGUUUCAGUAACCUCUAAACCAUCUACGCAGGAAUACUCGCCAGUCACAGUAACUGUGUUUUUAGGAGCUGGUGAGGUGAAUUAUGCCCAGACUCCAGCACUAGCUAUAUAUGCUCAGGUUCAACAGGAUUAUAUGCCUGUUCCUAAUGCUACCGUCACAGCUAUCGUCUCGGAUUCGUCUACAUCGACCCCGGUGAUAUUGCACGACGACGGGUUAGAGCCGGAUUUAACAUCAAAUGACGGGACAUAUUCAGCGUACUUCCAAAGCUUCACUUCUAAUGGCAGAUAUAACGUCAAGGUUGAUGUCAUCGGCUAUGAUGGUGCAGAAAAUCAGAGAAGAAAAAGGUCAGCUGAAGUUGAGACUGCAGUGGAGCCAUCUUUUAUGCGUACAGCAUCGGGAGGAGUCUUCAAGGUCCAAGGUUACACUCCCAACGCCGCUGACAUUCUACCACCUUCCCGUAUCCAGGACCUAGUCUACACCUCUUUCUCCUAUGACAACAGCACGGUGACCCUCAGCUGGACUGCUGUAGGAGACGACUUGGACCAAGGAACGGCCUACAAUAACGAACUCCGCUAUUCCACCAACUUCAAUGACGUCCGAAACAACUUCAGCACCAGUCAUGAGGUCACACAGAAUCAACUCGUCUCCGGGAACCUAUCCUUUAUCAGUCCUGCUGGGGUUAUUGAGACUGUCACUAUUUCCCUCCCUGAGAGGGGGCAAGAUAUCGUCUACUAUUUCGCUAUUCGGGCUUGGGAUGAGGCAGGGAACAGAGGGGACUUGUCCAACAUCGCUUCCCUGUCGAUCCGCUUCAUACCGGUGUUUGUACCCACCACCGAACCACUACCGGUGUCUGUACCCUCGACUACCGAACCACUACCAGCGUCUGUACCCACCACCAUCGAGCCAAUACCGGUGUAUGUAACCACCGUCGAACCAACUGGACCAGACAACCUGGCCAUGAUCAUCGGGUUGUGUUGUGCAGUGGGUGUGGUAAUCAUCGUUGGAGCAGUCAUACUGUGCGUAUACUUCUACCGAAAAAAACACACUGGAGAGAUGAAAUUUGGGUCAGCAUCGGGGUUGGCAGGGCUGCCAGACGUGGAGGGUAUGCAACAGAAUCCAACCUAUGAUAACCCUACUUUCUCUACAAUUUGAUUUACUCUCUAGAUUUACACUGUAGUGGGAAUCACAUCUUAGUGAUUCAUAAUAGGGAUCAUUUCUUUGUUUCAGAUGAAAUUCGCCCCGAAAUUCGCACAAAAAAGUGAGAUUUAUUUAGUUUCAUUUGAUUACAUUAAUUGUCCAAAUACACGUUGGACGUGGAUUAUAAACAUUCUGCACAUAUCCCAGAGGACACGGAUUUUGCUCAUAUGAUUACACUAAGACCCAUCUUUAUCUAAUUAAUGCUCGUUCAGAUAUGACUUGUCAAAACCAAAUGAUAUAAUAAGAUUCACAUGUCUGAAGCUUUGAACACAGAGGUCAAAGAAUACAUACGCGCAAGUCAUUAUUCUGUUGCGGGUAGUUGCCAUUUAAUUAACACGAAAUUUAAAACACCGGCGGCUUUUUUCCGGCGGUUUACCGUGCCAUGGUAUAUCUGAACAAGCCUCAAUAAUUUAUAAUGAAAUUUUCGAAUACUGGUCAUGCAGUUUAACUGUAAAAGGACUGUCGAGAAGUCAUAUUUACUUCGAUUUGGGUGAAAAUCCGCCCUAAUAGGUAACAACUGUGGAAUUCAAUCACAAAAGAAAAGAGUUAUUUAAAAAUCACUCUGGAAUAGAUAAUUUGGGUUGGGUUUAUUUCCAAAGAAAGUGAUUCGUAAUAUGACUUCUGAAAAGAAUGAUUUUCACCCCUCUGCAUGUGAUCUGUACCUACCCAAUAGGAACAAAUAUGAUGUAGCUGAUCUAUCCAUGUCUGAGAGGGACUGGUUUGAUCAAUUCGGAUGUUGAAUAUUGGUCUGGGAAUUCCAUUAGCAAAGAGACUGACGAAAAGUUAUCAAUGAUAGCACAAAUGCCUCCUGUCACUCAUAUUUCACCCGUCAAAACGCCGAUUUUCAUCAAUUUCCUUCCAAAACUACAAUCAGUCAAAACUCCUUACGUUGUAAUUAAAUUAAGUUAUAUAAUCACCUAAACAAUGAUAUUAAACUAAGUAAAACUGUUGAUAUAGUUAAAAAAAACUGUUGAAGAAUGAAACGUUCUUGCAGUAUCAAAAAACAAAAACGCCCAAUUAAAUAAUUAAUAUUUUGCUCCUAAUGUUGUGUAAUGUUUGAUAAUACUAUAAAGCACCGGCUAGGGGCGCAUAUAGGGACGCAGUGUCGCUGGACGCCGCGGCGUGUCCUGUGUGCGUUCAUGGCUGGUGCAUUACUGUAAAUGUCUUAUGCUCACAUAUAGGUCUUAUUGAUCUUUUUCUUGUAUAUAUUUGUUUUUUCGUUAAUGUUGUUUUUGUUAAUUUCUCUAAUUUCUCGAUAUAUAUGUCAUGGUUGGUGCCCCAACCACAAGCUUGUAUUC
Strongylocentrotus purpuratus (purple sea urchin) is the source of this 3923-nucleotide messenger RNA. Its product is annotated as calcium-activated chloride channel regulator 1-like. Bases 1 to 2580 code for a protein of 859 amino acids. The transcript is spliced from 11 exons. The record is from RefSeq and is a predicted model, not a curated record. Lineage: Eukaryota; Metazoa; Echinodermata; Echinoidea; Camarodonta; Strongylocentrotidae.